Messenger RNA from Entrophospora candida, 643 nucleotides. The record is from the annotation of a GenBank genome assembly. Lineage: Eukaryota; Fungi; Glomeromycota; Glomeromycetes; Entrophosporales; Entrophosporaceae.
UACAAUCGCUCAAAUUGAUCCAAAAAAUUUGCCAGUUCUUGAACGUGCUAUAUCUGAUUUUAAAGAGGCACAAUCUUCUAAUACUUCUUCUCUUUUAAAUCAUCAAGAAACAUUAUUUAAUAACAUAUGUAAUAUGACUGAUGAUUCUAACGCAAUUAAAGAUUUGGAAGAAGAAAAUAAAGAACUAAAAAGUCAAAUCAAGAAGUUUGGAAAAGAAAAAGAAAAAUUAAUUAAAAAAACACAAUCGUUGGGUGCCAGUAAACAACAUUUUAAAACAAAAUCUGAAAAAAGAGUUUCUACAAUUAGGUCUCUUGUUCGCAAAUCUGGAAAUUUUUCUGAAAAUGAAUUUAAAAAUCAAGUUAAAUCUCUCUUUAAAAUAAAUAAGAAUGAAUAUUCGCCACAAAUGGUUUGGCUUGCAACAAGAAUUACCCAGGUUGGACAAGUAUCAAUGCAUUCAACUGUAGAAUGUCUACAAUUAGUAUAUCAAUUCUUAAUUGGAGAAAAACCAAAAAAAUGGUUAUCACGUUCAACAUUAAGUACUUGGCAUCAAGAAGUAGCCAAUUUAGAAGUUCAUUCAACCAUUACACAAAUUUCUGAAGUAAAUAGUUAUGGUAUAAUGGUUGAUGAAUCCACACAUGUGUGA